AUGUCGUUCCAAUACGUGCCUUUGCCUGGAGAUCAGGAAGGGAGUAUUCGGCUAAUAAAUCUUCUACCUAAGAAGGAGCAUCCGAAAAGUUGCGAGGGCCCUGACAAUAGCGCUGCUAUUAGGCCGCCACCGGCACGAGUUCAUUGUACCCUCUCCGUCGCCAAGUUGGAAGAGCCACCCCCAUAUGCCGCCUUGUCGUAUACAUGGGGGACCUUAGAUCGCAAAAGCACCAUCAUGGUCAAUGGAAUGCCAUUCCUGGCCACAGAAAAUUUAGAAAGUGCUCUCUAUCAUCUCACCCCCCAGGACCAGGCCCUUGUUCUUUGGGUGGACGCGAUUUGCAUCGACCAAAACAGCGAGGGCGAACGUCCGCAACAGCUUCAGAAAAUACGACAGAUUUACAGCGGUGCUACAUCUGUCACGGCUUGGUUAGGUCCGCCCAGAGAUAAUAGUGAUAUUGCACUGGGCUGGAUCCAGUAUUACGGGUCGUUGGCUGAUAGCCUCGGGAUCGGCACCAAACCGGAUCUUAUGCUGCUCUCACUCUUACAAUCACUUAGAUUGAGCCCGGCGAAACUGCCCGAGAACAACCGCCUAAAGACGUUUCUGAAAGAAAUCUCCAACGAGGUAACAUCGGAUUCUGGUCAGGCAGAAAGCAUCAGGGUAUCUCUGGCGAAGCUAUUUGACCGGCCCUACUGGAGCCGUGUUUGGGCUGUUCAAGAGAUGGCACAUGCCAAGUCUGUUCGGUUUGCUUGUGGUGACAAGUCUGUGUCUGAUGAUGCCCUUCACCAUGCCCUUAGACUCGUGAGAAACCUAAGGCAGUUCCAAAAGCUAAAGCAGGGCCACUAUGUACAGCAAGCCACUGUUAAGUCAAUAGGAUUUCCCACCAACACGCGCAAUGCCAUCAGUCUCUUGAAGGUUCAGAGAGCUACUGAACCCCUGCCACUCAUCUAUCUUCUUCGGACAUUCCGGUUCUUCAAAGCCAGUGAUCCGCGGGACCGACUUCUUGCACUUCUGGGAUUCGCUUCAGAUGCUGAUAUUUUGGGGCUUUCAUCUGACUUCCGAGACAAGUCUUAUGAGGAGUUGUACUGCGACGUCAUUGUUGGCCUUAUAACGAAUGGAUUCUUUGAUGUGCUGUCACUUUGCGAUCCUGAUAUCAGGAUCCCAGGAUACCCAUCGUGGACACCGGAUUUUACCAGGAUGCGAACACGGGUUCCCUUGCAGCAAAGGGCUUUGGAGCGGCAUAGCUCCCCUAUGAAGACCAGUCUCCGGCCAAAGUUCUCAGCUUCUGGGAAAAGAAAUCUAGGAAGCAAGAGCUGUCCACUGCCUGUCUCUUUAGGUUCACACCUGGUACUUCACGCUAAGCUGAUCGAUGUCGUGGAUCACGUGGGUACACAGUGGAAGGCGGGAUAUUCUCGUCGGUGGCUGGAGGAGCUCAGCCAAUUUUCCUUCCCUGAUGGUGCCAAGACUCUCAAGCCUCUCCCUCCUGCAUGCUUACAGGCCGUUCUACGUACGGCAGUUGCUGAUCAAGAGGGAUGGCGCGCAGCCGUUAAGCCUCGACUGAGUGAUUCGAUGGUAGUGAAAAUCCAAGAAGUAUUGGAGAAGUCAGGUCUACCCGACGAUACCGCAACACUCACUUCAUUCGGCGUAGAUGACUACGUGGACCAGUUACAAGACAUUGCCAAACAUAGGUGCCCAUUUCGAACAUCCACGGGCCGCAUUGGAAUUGGUCCACACCAGAUGAGGUCUGGUGACCGGAUCUAUGUACUCGCGGGGGCGCCGGUCCCCUAUGCUAUGCGUGAGGGGACGGAUCGAAAGCUGAGGCUCCUUGGGGAGGUGUAUUUGCAUGGGAUUAUGGACGGUGAGGCGCUUAAUAAUGUCAAAUCACUGGAUAAGAUUAAGUUGUAUUAA
Clonostachys solani is the source of this 1905-nucleotide messenger RNA. The record is from the annotation of a GenBank genome assembly. NCBI's taxonomy places the organism in Eukaryota, Fungi, Ascomycota, Sordariomycetes, Hypocreales, Bionectriaceae.